AAAGACGCAGGAAGCCAGCAGCAAGAACGGGCUCGGGGGGAGGAGAGGAGGGACGCCCCAAGCAGCGUGCGGGGCCUGGGCGGAAGACGACAAGGACCGGGACACGCCUCGCCCAAGAAAGCCUCGGCCGCCGCCCAUCUCCCCCUUUCCUAAAUCGUUAGCGCCGGGGCAGGGUGUGGGGCCAGGAGCAGCCAGGAGCGGGGGUCAGCGGACAGGACCUGGGGCCCGAGGAGCCGGGCGCGGAGGCCGGGACCCAGCAGCAGAGGCGGGGCAGCGGCAAAAUGGGCCCUGAGUGGGACCCAGAGCCGGGCCCCGGCCCCGAACCGACCAUCCCCCCGCACGACAACUUAGCCCUGUUUCUCAGCCGGCGGCUCGGCCGGCUCGGGGGGCUGGUAGGCGCCCACCCGUGGCCCUUCCUGCUGCUCCCGCUGCUGCUCUCGGGCGGCCUCGGCACCGGCUUCCUCUUCUUGCGGCAGAGACAAGCCAACGACAUCGAGGGUCAGUUCACGCCGCUCGGGGGACCCGCCAAGAGCGAGAGGCGCUUUGCCCAGGAGCAUUUCCCGACCCGCGACUCCGAGCGCUUCUCCGGCCAGAGGCUGCUCACAGAGGGCGCCUUCGCCUCCCUCAUCGCGGUCUCCGCCCCAGGCGCCAACAUCCUGACGGCGGCCGCCUUCGCGGAGCUCCUGCGGCUGGACGGGGCGGUGCAGAGACUCGCUGUUCCCGGGGGGGACCCAGGCACCCAACUCUCCUACCCGGACCUGUGCGUCCGGAACAAAGGGCCGUGCAGCAGCCCCAACCCACUCCUGGCUGCCGUGCAGGGGGAGCCGGCCCGGCUAGAGACCCUCCUCCCGCAGCUCACUUACCCCGUGUUCCAGAGCAGCGUUUUCAUGGGCACCUUCUUAGGCGGCGUUCAGCUGGGUCGCGGAGCGGCCGCCUCCCGGGUGCAGGCAGCCAAAGCCCUGAGGCUGGUUUAUUACCUGAGAGAAGACGAAGCCGCGGACCGAGAGAGCAGUUUGCAGUGGCUGGAAAACUUCCUCAAGCGCAUCCCGGCUGAGCUGGAGGCUUUAAAUCUCACCUCUGUCCAGGUGGCUUACUUUACCUCAGUAUCCAGACAGGAAGAGUUUGAAGGAAAUACUAAGAAAGUGAUCCCCCUGUUUUCCAUAACAUACUUUCUAACUAUAACCUUUUCCAUUAUUUCUUGUUUAAGGGUUGACUGUGUACAAAAUAAAGUGUGGGUUGCAGCAUGUGGAGUGCUGUCUUCUGGGUUAGCUGUGCUAAGCAGCUUUGGACUGUUGCUGUUCUGUGGGAUACCAUUUGACAUGACUGUAGCAAAUGCACCAUUUCUUAUACUGGGGGUUGGUGUCGAUGACAUGUUCAUUAUGAUCUCCUGCUGGCAACAAACUAAUCCUAAAAAUAAAGUUGAAAAGCGGAUGGCUGAAACUUAUGCAGAGGCAGCAGUGUCUAUCACAAUCACCACUCUCACUGAUGUUUUAGCUUUCUACAUAGGGAUCAUGACUUCCUUUCAGUCUGUGAAGUCCUUUUGUCUCUACACAGGAACUGCUUUCAUCUUCUGCUAUUUAUACAACAUCACAUUCUUAGGAGCUGUUCUUGCUUUAAAUGGUAAAAGGGAAAAAGGCAACAGACACUGGUUAAUUUGCACAAAAGUGAAAGACAUUGUUCCGCCUCAUCGCUCCUGCUUGUACAACAUGUGCUGUGUAGGAGGGUUUUCUGAUAAAUCUUCUUGGGCCGAAGGUGAACAUCCAAUGAACAAAUUCUUUAGGAAAUAUUACGGUCCUUUCCUUACAAAGAUCUGGACCAAAGUGUUUGUGGUGUUGCUGUAUGGAGGGUUCCUGGCUAGUAGUAUUUAUGGGUGUACUCAGAUGAAGGAAGGUAUAGACCUGCGAAAUCUGGCUAGUGACGAUUCUUAUGUCAUUCGGUACUAUGACUGGGAAGAUGAAUAUUUCUCAGAGUACGGUCCCAGGGUUAUGGUCACGAUCACAGAAAAUGUACCUUAUUGGAAUCUAUCCAUUCGUAAUGACAUUGAGAACUGUAUGGAGUCUUUAGAAAAUAACUCCUAUGUGGAGAAGAGUCUCUCAGAGUCAUGGCUACGAAUGUAUGAGAAUGUUGCUAGAAUCGGUUCACUGAAUAUAGAUUCUAAAGCGUUUUUCAUGGGUAAUCUAUCUGAACUAUAUAAAUUAUUUCCAGAAUUUGAAUGGGACAUAGAUAUUCGCUAUAAGGAAAUAGCAGCCUCACGUUUUUUCAUUCAAACAGUGAAUGUUACUACUGCAAUUGAUGAGAAAAACCUUUUAAACCAAUUAAGAGACCUAGCCAAGGACUGUAAGAUCCCAUUAAUGGUAUAUCACCCAGCAUUUAUAUACUAUGAUCAGUAUAUUGUAAUAGUGCCAAACACCAUUCAGAAUAUUGGAAUUGCUACUGGAGUCAUGUUGUGUGUUUCCUUGCUGCUUAUUCCCAAUCCGCUCUGCUCCUUGUGGGUAACUUUUGCUAUUGCUUCUGUUAUUGUUGGCGUUGCUGGUUUCAUGACAUACUGGGAUGUUAAUCUUGAUUCCAUAUCUAUGAUUAACCUUGUCAUUUGCAUCGGGUUUUCAGUAGAUUUUUCUGCUCAUAUAUCCUAUGCAUUUGUUUCAAGUGAAAAGUCAAAUGUCAAUGAAAGGGCAGUUGAUGCCCUGUAUCUUCUUGGUUACCCGGUGAUACAAGGUGCUAUCUCCACUAUAUUAGGAGUAAUUGUGCUGUCUGCAGCACAAGCUUACAUCUUCAGAACAUUUUUUAAGAUUAUGUUUCUCGUUAUCUUGUUUGGAGCUGUUCAUGGUCUUGUUUUUAUUCCAGUAUUUUUAACAUUUUUUGGAAUUCGUGGCAGAUCAUCACACAAAAGGGUAAAUAUAAAAACAAGAGGAAAAAACAGCAGCUCUUUUAGUGGCGCACAAAGUCCAAGUAAUGUAUCAAACAGCUUCAUGCUGAAGGAAAAAUAAAUCCAGAUUGCUCAUCAAUUUACAUACAAUUUAGAAUACAGCAUAUCAGCCAAAAAGAACAUGUUGAAGGUUUCAAAACAUUAAUCUGCAGAUUUAAAUUAGCAUUGUAUGAAAAUGUCAGUUUUCUACUGUUCAGGAUUAACACUUAACGGGAUUAGCUCAAAGCCCACCAGGGAACUUAGCGCACCAUAGCAGGGUCCACAUGGACAGUUCCUGCACAGCAUGCAAGUGUGCUGUAGAUUAUACCCCAGUUUGCCAUGGACAAGCUGUUCAUCCUGAUAAGCCCUUAGAUCAUUAGAGAAAACAUGGGUUAAGUAAAAUGAUAUCACAAUAAUAGAAUAUUACCAAACCAAAAAAAAUUCGUUAAAAUACAUUUGAAGUUAAAAGCAUGUUCUGUUGAUCUUAUAUAUUCUGUGUUAAAUGCCCAAUAAAGAUUUCAAAA
Messenger RNA from Chelonia mydas (Green sea turtle), 3429 nucleotides. RefSeq names its product patched domain-containing protein 3. Gene Ontology annotation, cellular component: membrane. The record is from RefSeq and is a predicted model, not a curated record. NCBI's taxonomy places the organism in Eukaryota, Metazoa, Chordata, Testudines, Cheloniidae. The transcript has 4 exons. The coding region runs from base 282 to 2987 and encodes 901 amino acids.